This is a messenger RNA of Vanessa atalanta (red admiral), 1816 nucleotides long. RefSeq names its product ubiquitin-conjugating enzyme E2 L3 (gene Ubc10). The transcript has 4 exons. The record is from RefSeq and is a predicted model, not a curated record. Lineage: Eukaryota; Metazoa; Arthropoda; Insecta; Lepidoptera; Nymphalidae. Bases 174 to 638 code for a protein of 154 amino acids.
AUCGAAUUUGCAGCGGGACGGAGGUGAACAUAUCACUGACAUUUUAAUGAGUCAUAUUUUCGGUGUUACGAACUAUGUUGUUUAUGCGGAUAUCUACUUAAAGCUGCGUUAAUUUAAAAGAUUUAAUAUAUUUAGUAUAAUAUUAUUGAAAUCGGUUAACUCAAUUAAAUACAAUGGCUGCAACCCGAAGACUACAAAAGGAACUAAAUGAUAUAAGACAGUCAGGACUGAAAUCAUUUAGAGACAUCCAAGUUGAUGAGUCAAAUAUCCUAACAUGGCAGGGAUUAAUUGUUCCAGACAACCCUCCCUACAACAAAGGUGCAUUUCGUAUUGAAAUUAACUUUCCUGCUGAAUAUCCAUUCAAACCUCCUAAAAUAAGUUUUAAGACAAAAAUCUAUCACCCAAAUAUUGAUGAGAAAGGCCAGGUUUGUCUUCCCAUUAUCAGUGCUGAGAAUUGGAAGCCUGCCACAAAGACUGAUCAAGUAAUUCAAGCUCUAGUUGCUCUUGUUAAUGACCCUGAGCCCGAACAUCCCCUGCGUGCUGAGCUUGCUGAGGAAUUUCUCAAAGAUAGAAAAAAGUUUACAAAGAAUGCAGAAGAAUUUACUAAAAAGCAUAGUGAAAAGCGGCCUACUGAUUAAAUGUCAUUUCAUUGAAUUUACAGCACUUAUACAUCUAAUAUAACUGGAGUACUUGUUAUGGUGUCUUCUAUUGCUGAGUUUGGCUAUUUGUGACAAUACAUGCAUUUUACCAUACCAUUUUAUUACAUGAUUAAUAAAUGUCAAUAAUAGAAUAAGGGCUGCUUUUUAUCAAUCAAUCAAUUAUAUAUAAGAUGGAUGUUGAUUUCAGUACCAAAUUAAAAAAUAUAACAAUCACUGUUUUCUUCCAAUACAAGUUCUCUAAUUAAAUUAGAAAAAUAAUAAUAAUAAGAAUGCUGUAAUUUCAAAAUAUGUUAUGCUACAAGAUAUACUUUUAAGAUCGACACACAUUGCUUGCAAAAUUUAAGCACCAAUAAUAUGAACAAAGAAUUUUUUGCCAAUUACUGUCUAUAGAUAUGCUUAUCAGAAUUAUUGGACAGAAUUCUAAUUUAUAAGAUUCAAUUAAAAUGAAAAACAUUUUAGUUUUAUUUGCUUGAUAUUUAUUUAAUUUUUAUUUACCUGUUUAAAAAACAAAAAAAUUGGCUAAACUUUAAAUUAGAAAAUAUAUGAUCAUAGUGACACUUGAAGGUUUAGUUAUUUCUAAAUUAUGUAGUAUCUAAAUUUAAUGUCCCUCAUUCCUAUUUAUUUCAUUUGAUAUUGAACAUCUAAGAUGUUUUUAUAUUGUUCAAUGUGUAAUAUUUCUAUAAAUUAAUAAAUAAGUGAAAGUUAAAAAGCCAAUAAAAAUAAUCAUACAGCUUGAACUUUAGUUAUUUUUUUUUUUGACAAAAAAACUUGAGUUCAUUCAUUAACAUUUUCCAGUCAUUGACCUUGUCUAUAUUUUUACUGUUCCAGGUAUAUAAUUAGAAUGUUUCUUUUAAAAAAGCAUUUAAAAACUGUAUUAUAGAUUAUUUUAUUAUGCAAAUGGUCUUUGAAGUGCGUUUAAUAUUGUUUGUUAGUGUUUUACUAGUGUGCACUUGUUGAAAUGGUCAUAUGAUUUAUAUAUCAAUUUUCAAUAAGGUUUAUUUUAACAACUUUAAGAUUGUUAUUUAAUAUAACAUGCAAAUGGGUUAUCUAUAUUUCUUUCCAGAUUACAAUUUUUCUCAUUCAAAUCUAUGUAUCAGUUAUAGGUUGCUGAGUAUUCAGUAAGAGAAUUUUAAAUAUAUAUAUUUUUUCAUUUAUCA